Glarea lozoyensis ATCC 20868 is the source of this 204-nucleotide messenger RNA. RefSeq lists its product as uncharacterized. The transcript has a single exon. Bases 1 to 204 code for a protein of 67 amino acids. Lineage: Eukaryota; Fungi; Ascomycota; Leotiomycetes; Helotiales; Helotiaceae. The record is from RefSeq and is a predicted model, not a curated record.
AUGUUCAAUUCCACAGCUUCUAUUGAAGAAGCAUCCAAUCAACAAGCCUCAUUUUUGCCGGCAAACGCAUUCUCGGCUAGUGUUGUUCUCGUAGUCCGGUACCGAAAGACCGUGGACUGGGAACCUGGAAGAGCUGAUUCAAAUGUUUAUGCGUUCAAGGUGAGCCAGUCAACAAACACAUUGAGAGCUCUACGCGAGGCUUGA